UCGCAACUGUUAUAUAAAACACAAUGAAUCCUCUAGCUCGAGACAUCUAGUUUCAUCUUGAAACAGCUCAAUCCAUAAUCAAAUAUGUCCAUAAUUCCAGUUCUCUUUCUUGUUUGUAUCCUCAUCUUGCAACUGUCAUCAGCAAAUGCAAAAGAUCUUUCCUUAGAAACAUAUAUUGUACAUGUUGAUGUACCAGAUAGUCAGCUUCUGUCUGAACAAUCCCAAGAUCUAGAGAGCUGGUAUGGAUCGUUCUUGCCGACGACACCAGCGAGCUCAACAGAAACACCCCGGAUGGUUUAUUCCUACCGCAAUGCGUUUUCAGGGUUCGCGGCUAGGUUAACAUCCGAGGAAGUGAAAGCAAUGCAAGGAAAGAAGGGAUUUAUAUCUGCUAGGCCACAGCAGGUAUUGCAGUUGCACACGACUCACACGCCUAAUUUCCUCGGUUUACACCAAAAUGCAGGACUUUGGAAAGACUCCAACUAUGGGAAAGGCAUAGUUAUUGGGAUUUUGGACACUGGAAUAUUUCCUGAUCAUCCUUCUUUCAGUGAUGAAGGGAUGCCUCCCCCACCAGCUAAAUGGAAGGGGGCGUGCGAAUUCAAUUUCACAGCCUGCAAUAAGAAGAUCAUCGGAGCAAGACACUUCGAAACAGGAGAUGGAACUCCUCGAGAUCACGAAGGCCAUGGCACUCAUGCAGCAAGCACGGCUGCAGGUAAUUUCGUGAGAGGCGCCAAUGUAUUUGGCAAUGCCAAUGGCACAGCGGUUGGCAUAGCGCCUCUCGCUCACUUGGCCAUCUACAAAGUCUGCUCACUUGACUGCCUGGAGAGUGACAUAUUGGCGGCAAUAGAUACAGCCAUUGAAGACGGGGUGGAUAUCCUGUCAAUCUCCUUUGGUGGUUAUCCCAGGGAAUUUCACGACGACAACAUCGCACUCGGUGCAUUUAGCGCAAUGCAGAAGGGAAUUUUUGUGAGCUGCUCUGCUGGAAAUAACGGACCUUAUACUCUUUCGUUAUCGAAUGAAGCCCCCUGGAUUCUCACUGUUGGUGCUAGCACAAUUGACAGAACCUUAAGGGCAACUGCCGUGCUAGGCAGCAAACUAGAACUCAAUGGUGAAUCCGCAUUUCAGCCCAAGGCUUUGCCCCAGGCACAACUGCCCCUUGUUUACCCUGGAAUCAUCGGGAGUGAUUUUUCCUCGAACUAUUGCGAUCAGGAGUCAUUGAAUAGAACUGGUGUAGAAGGAAAGAUAGUUUUAUGUUACAUUGACAAGAGAACUACCAAAAUUGAACAGGGACGCAAGGUGAAAGACGCAGGUGGCGCCGGCAUGAUCCUCAUGAACUUCGAGGAAGAGGGCUUUACUACAUCUGCAGACGCUCAUGUUAUUCCUGCUACCAACAUCAACUACGAAAACGGACAAAAGAUCAUGGCCUACAUGAACUCAACAUCUGCUCCAACAGCAGCAAUUGUGUUCAAAGGAACUAUAAUUGGCGAUAAAAGAGCUCCAACAGUGGCCUCAUUUUCUUCCAGGGGCCCCGGCUUUAUUAGAAGUGGAAUUGUCAAACCAGAUAUUAUAGGCCCUGGUGUCAACAUUCUUGCAGCAUGGCCUAAUUCUGUCGAAAACAAAACAAAUUCAAGAAACACGUUCAACUUAAUUUCUGGCACUUCAGUGUCAUGCCCUCACCUGAGUGGGGUAGCAGCACUGAUCAAGAGUGCGCACCCUGGUUGGUCUCCGGCUGCCAUCAAAUCAGCUAUAAUGACUACUGCCGAUACAGUCAAUCUUAAAAACCAGCCGAUACAGGACGAGAAGCAUCUCCCUGCUGAUAUUUUCGCCGCAGGUGCAGGCCAUGUCAAUGCUGCAAAGGCGAGCGAUCCAGGUCUCAUUUAUGACAUUGAGCCUCAAGACUACAUCGCAUACUUGUGCGGCAUGAACUAAACGAGCCGCGAGGUAACCAAAAUCUUUCUAAGAAAAGUGAAUUGCUCGGAAGUAACCCUGAUUCCUGGAGGGCAGCUGAAUUAUCCUUCAUUUGCUGUCAGGUUUGGAUCAUCUGAUCAGACAUUUACAAGGACAGUGACAAAUGUUGGGGAGGAUAAUUCGAGUUACACCGUUGAGGUUGUCUCACCACAAGGCUUAAAUACGACAGUGAAUCCACGGACGCUUAAUUUCUCAAAGGUGAACCAGAAGUUGACAUAUGAAGUCAGUUUUAGUGUACCAGUAAAUGGUGGUGAUGUUAGUGUUUUACAGGGAUAUGUUGUCUGGAAAUCGGCUAAGCAUUCAGUGAGGAGUCCAGUUGUUGCAUAUUACUUUUGAGGGGGGUAUAAAGCAAUUUAACCCCAUGUUAUCAAAAAAAUCAAAAA
Messenger RNA from Sesamum indicum (sesame), 2348 nucleotides. Its product is annotated as subtilisin-like protease. Gene Ontology annotation, molecular function: serine-type endopeptidase activity. The record is from RefSeq and is a predicted model, not a curated record. Lineage: Eukaryota; Viridiplantae; Streptophyta; Magnoliopsida; Lamiales; Pedaliaceae. Gene Ontology annotation, biological process: proteolysis.